This is a messenger RNA of Drosophila montana, 793 nucleotides long. It is a transcript of the gene GstE9, whose product is annotated as Glutathione S transferase E9. The transcript has a single exon. The record is from RefSeq and is a predicted model, not a curated record. Gene Ontology annotation, biological process: glutathione metabolic process. Gene Ontology annotation, molecular function: glutathione transferase activity. Lineage: Eukaryota; Metazoa; Arthropoda; Insecta; Diptera; Drosophilidae. Bases 60 to 725 code for a protein of 221 amino acids.
AGGUUCAGUCCAACUACAGCCGUCCGAGCUCACAGACGUCUCUCGACUUUUUGAAUAACAUGGGUAAAUUGGUAUUGUAUGGCCUGGAGCCGAGUCCACCGGUGCGUGCCUGCAAGAUGACCCUGCACGCACUCGGUCUGCAGUACGAGUACAAGCUGAUCAAUCUGCUGGCCGGUGAGCAUAAGAACAAGGAGUAUACCCUGAAGAAUCCGCAGCACACGGUGCCCAUGCUGGAGGACGAUGGCAAAUGCAUUUGGGAUUCGCAUGCCAUAAUGGCGUAUCUGGUGCGCAAAUAUGGCAAGGAUGAUGCACUGUAUCCCAAGGAUUUCUACAAGCGUGCCGUGGUCGAUCAGCGCCUGCACUUCGAGUCGGGCGUCAUAUUCCAGGGCUGUAUACGCAACAUAGCCCUGCCCCUGUUCUAUCGCAACGAGACGGAGGUGCCGCGCAGCAAGAUCGAUGCCAUCUACGAGGUGUACGACUUUCUGGAGGCCUUUCUGGCCAAACAACAAUAUUUGUGUGGCAGCACGCUGACCCUGGCCGACUACAGCUGCAUCUCCUCGGUGGCCAGCCUGCUGGGCCUGGCGCCCAUCGAGCAGACGCGUUAUCCACGGCUCAGCGGCUGGGUGUCGCGCAUGGAACAGCUGCCGGACUAUCAGUCUGUCAAUGGCAAUGGGGCGCAAAUGUUAGUUGAUAUGUUUAGCGCAAAGAUCACAAAGAUCGUUUGAGUGAGAGAUUUGCCACGAAUUUGCAUAUAAAAAACUUGAUUACAUAAUAAAAGCGCACAGAUACAGUA